AUGUCGUCGGGAUUUGCGGCGCAGAAGACGGAUCUACUGCAACAACUCACUGCGCCUCAUACCUCGGAUGCGAAUAUCCCGUCCAGCAACAUCGAUGUCGGCAUCCGAAGACUAGUGGAUGAAAUCAACGAAAUAGAAACUCUGGUGACGACAAGCAGCUGUGCAGGCCGCAUUGUUGUAUAUCUGGAAGGCAGGACUUUGACCUCUCCGCCCCCACACCUGGAUGAUCAUGCGCGAAUCUCUGUUGCCUCUACUGCUGCCGAUUACAAUGGUCAGUCACUUUUUGUGUCGCAUGACCCAUUACCACUGUCAGGGAAGGGUCCUGUAGCUCCAAUGUUGGGGCUGUCUGAUCAUACCAACCUCGGCGUUCCUCCAUCUAUCGAGGGCGUCAGGUGGGUUCGGUGCAAGUUUGAGUCUAUGGUAGGUGAUAUCUUUGUUUCUUGUUUCAGCCGAUCUGCUUUCGAGCUUUGCGUUGUGUUAAGCUUGCGUAUAUUGUGCUCCUCACUUGAGAGUGCACAGAAACUGGACACAGCAGCAUUUCAGUCUGGAUUCAGAGACAGUGGCAUAUCAUGUAUAUCAACCGAGAACCUCCGGACAUCAACCGCUAUAGUUGCAAUUCGAAACACCGAUCUUGCUUUCGACAGUGUGAUUGGUUACGAGGCCGACGACGGCAAGCUGGUACCAAUGGUUACAGAGGCAUACAUGCGAGUCCUGAUCAAACUCUGCAAUGAGAAGUUCCGAGUCAACAAGCAAAGGACAGAGGCAUUCCGGGAAGCACUGUUCACAAGCUUUAAACCACAGCAAGUCCGAUCUUCUGGUCCUUCAGCUUGGGAACCUAUCGAACAGCGUAGGGCGAGGAUUAAAGAGGAUGGUCUUCGACGACAAGCAGAAACAGACGCGUAA
This is a messenger RNA of Aureobasidium musti, 903 nucleotides long. NCBI's taxonomy places the organism in Eukaryota, Fungi, Ascomycota, Dothideomycetes, Dothideales, Saccotheciaceae. The record is from the annotation of a GenBank genome assembly.